Pocillopora meandrina is the source of this 2887-nucleotide messenger RNA. NCBI's taxonomy places the organism in Eukaryota, Metazoa, Cnidaria, Anthozoa, Scleractinia, Pocilloporidae. The record is from the annotation of a GenBank genome assembly.
AUGUACCCUGAAUUGGCACAAUCACACCAUAUCAUGACUUCGAAUAUUAAAUGUCUUGAUCAUCCUCUCUGCGUUUCUGUGAACUUUGCCGCCGAAGGAAAAAAGUGGUGUGCGUUAUUGUCCUGUAACAAGUUCAACGACCCCGACAAACUCAAAGAAAGCAAGAGUUCGUAUCACUAUUCGUCUCCAAAUGCAUCACUAUAAGUUUUCCAAAUGCUAGUACUUGCAAUAGAUGUAAGGAACUCGCAUUGAUUUAAGGGGGACAGAACGUCAAUAAUGUUGAUCAGUUACGGAUAAUGUUCUUCUUUUAACUUGUGACAGCAAAUUCAGAUGAGUGCAGAGCCAUUCUAUUCAACCCAGUCAUCAAAGACAAGUAUUUACUUAAUCAUAUAAUCAAAUCUGUGCCAGUUGAAAGUGAAGUAGGCUGUGAACUGAUUUGUUAUGGGUACCGUAACUGCGUGUCAGCACUCAUUUACAAGUCACCAGCGUGAAUUUCAUAACCAGAAAUGGCUUCAGCUACCGAGGAAUUGAGGUAAGCCUUACAACCUAAACACAACCAGAUGUUUUUUUUUUCGUUGAAACUUCACUUGACACCACUGACUGGUUGACCAGAGAAAUAUAAACAGAAAGAAAAGGUAGCUAUGUUCUGGCAGAUUACCUGAACUCUUUAAUUAGGCAAUUUUAAAUCAGUAGGACGCGGUGCGGCAUACAACAGACCUCGUUCAUGGCGAAAUUAAUUUCCUAAAUGUUGGAGACCAGGUGAAAUCUUUUUGAAGCUUAAUGCUUUUUCGAAAGAGUGACUCUGAUGACCUCUUUUCAAAAUUACAAUGAUGAUAAUAAGAAUGAUGAUGAUAGUAAUUCCUCAAGAAGCACACGUGCUCUUAGCAUACAAAAAAAGGAAAGGUACUGUGUCCUUUUUUUUUUCAUCACAGGAUCCUUGUGGAGGCAGCCCAUGUCAGAAAAAUUCUACUUGUCAAUCUGGGUUUACUUGAAAAGGAUACCGUUGUGUCUGUCCACAAGGAUUCGGGGGAGAGAAUUGUGACUAGAGCCUAUUCAUCAAGUAAUGCAAACAUUCCUGCCUUUUUAUGCUUCUUGGUAUUCUUGCUUUUUUGCUUAAGAAAAUUUCCGAAAUUCUCUAAAGUCAUUGACUGCAUUUUUAAAUGUUAGUUGUGUAUAACGAAAAACCUCCUUCUCACUUGUUAGGAAGUAUUUGUUUAUAUCCUAAUUAUCUUAGGUUUUCGAUGGCCAAUCCGUUUUGCGGCUUGGGGAAUCAUUAACUUAACAGCAUAUAUAUAUGUAUUUUAGCAUAUAUUUGCUCAAACCUACACAUUGCGAUUUAGAGAACAAGAGUUAUUAUGUUACGACUUGUUGUGAGGAAGUCAAACUAAAUAAAAGGAUCUCGAUAAGAGAUGAACUUUUUUCGUUUGUUCCACGAUAGAGUCACUUUUCAUGUAGAUCGCGGCGUUUCGACUGCAAUACGGUUCGUAUGCCUUGUUGUUGUAGGCAGUGGCGAAGAACCUCUGAUACACCCUUUAUGUAAGGGAGAACGGCGGUAGAUUUAAAUUCUUGCGCGGGUUCUUUGUUGGCUGUUACGCUUGUUGUCUUUGCGAGUUUUCGUACAAAUGAAGAAGGAUAAUCAUUAGAAACAAGUACUGAUGACAAGUACUUCUUUUCCUCAGAGAUACCUGACGGUUUCGUUGUGAGGUGUUUGGCUCGGUCCCAUAGACACUUAACAAAACCACGCUUUACUGACUGAGGGUGAUGUACAUCAUAGGUUAGGUACUGGUCAGUGUUGGUGGGCUUUCUGUAGAAAGUGGUAGUGAGAAGACCGUCUGUUUCCCUUGUAACUGUUGUGUCGAGAAAAGGAAUGGUGUUAUCUUUCUUGAUUUCCAUGGUAAAACGAAUAGUAGGCUGUUGACUGUUUAGAUGUUGUAAAAAAGCCAUCGACAUGGUCCCGGUCUAAGACUGUGAAGGUGUCAUCUACAUAUCGUUUCCAGAUCUUAGGUUUGCAAGUCGCAUUUGUUAUCGCCUGUUCCUCAAAUUCUUCCAUGUAAACACGUAAACAAUCGACCUCAUCGCCUGAUGAAGACUAGCAGUAUUGCAGUCGAAACGUCGCGGUCUACAUCAAAAGUGACUCUAUCGUGAGACAAACGAACAAGGUUCAUCUCCUAUCUUACACCACGAUGAACAAUAAGCGCAUAUUUUAUUACAAGGAUCUCAAUGGGCUUAACCGUUAGGCGUAAAACGGCCAAAAGAUUCAGCCGUUAGGCGUACAAAAUCGACAAAUUUAAAACGUUUGUUGUAAAAAAAAUCAACCCCAAAGUGUUUUCUGGUGACCACAAUGGAAAGAUAUCAGCCGUUAACCGUAAAUAGGCCAAAGCUCAAUCGUUAGUCGUAAAAGCCAUCAACACAUUGAGACUCUCGAGUAAGGGUCAUCAAUAUCUCUCUGACAAAAGGCUAACGCUCGAAACGUCAUCCCAUAAACUCUUUUACGGUAGCCAAUUUACGUUUUCAAUCCUGUUGAUAAUACUAAAUUAUCCUGUUAUACUCUCCCACCGACUCAGCACCACAGUUUCUUUAGAAACUUACCCCCUUUUUCCAAUUGAUUCAGAGGUGCCUGAUUUACUUAGCUAGGGAGCUCCGUGGACUUAGGUCUAUAAUCAUGCAGUCAAUUCAAAAAAACAAUUUCUAGAGUUUUCUAAGGGAACAAGCAAUUUUCACUAACCUGGACUAUUUCUGUCAUUUAUUUUUAUUUUAAGGUUGGACGAUGGUAUUCAAAUACAUUGGAGGAUAUUCUUCCUCUCCGACUGCUGACGCGUUAUGGAGUUUAUCCGAUACAUUAUCAGAAAAUGUUAUUGCUGUCUUAGAUACCACUUCAACCUACUAA